AUGUCAAGCACCACUGCAACAUUGCCAGACGACGCCUUUCGGUCCUACGUCUUGGACUUCCUGCGACAUGUCCCUGCAGCGGCCAUCGGUACUUCAGACACGGCGCGCUCCGAGCUCGAGGCCCUUGCCAGCGAGUUCUACGAGACAAGCCAAGACAUCAACAUGCAGGAACUUCUCCUGGCUCUCCACGCCCGCUACGACUUAGUGGGUCUGGGCUUCUUUGAGAAGUCGGCGCUCAACGAAAUUCUCGGAAGUGUCAGUAACGCCCGUGGCAAGGGUGGUACUGGAUGUGGGAGCGGGUGCGGCAAGGCUGGCACCACGGGUCCAACAACUCCGCCGCCAACCGAGACAGCCCGUCCACAAAUGCCGAUUGCUCCUGAUGGGGUACCUGGAGACCUUUUCGGAAUCUCAUCACAAUUCUCAACCGACGUCCUGACGCCGACGGAGCUGGACCCUAGAGAUCUGGACCCUGCGGAACAGGAGCGUGAUGGGCCUGGGGAGGAUUUUGACGUGUGUUGGAAGACGGAGUUUAUCAUGACAGCAGAUGGGCCGGUCUUAGUGCACAAGCAGUCGCACCACCAGAGAGGUACUGGGAAAUGA
This is a messenger RNA of Fonsecaea erecta, 600 nucleotides long. RefSeq lists its product as hypothetical. The transcript has a single exon. The record is from RefSeq and is a predicted model, not a curated record. The coding region runs from base 1 to 600 and encodes 199 amino acids. Lineage: Eukaryota; Fungi; Ascomycota; Eurotiomycetes; Chaetothyriales; Herpotrichiellaceae.